AUGUAUGGUGACGGUCAUACCUGCUGCAGAACCAGGCUACUCGAAGAAAACAGUGAAGAGAUUGAUAAAGUGUCUUACAACAACAACUCUGUAACACCAAUGAUGGUCUCCCUUGAUCAGAGUAGGAAUUCUCACAACAACAACACGGUUACGCCAAUGGUGGACUCCCUUGAUCAAAGUAAAAUGCCUCACAACAACAACAUUGUUACACCAAUGAUGGACUCCCUUGAUCAGAGUAAAAUGCCUCACAACAACAACAUUGUUACACCAAUGGUGGACUCCCUUGAUCAGAGUAAAAUGCCUCACAACAACAACAUUGUUACACCAAUGGUGGACUCCCUUGAUCAGAGUAAAAUGCCUUACAACAACAACAUUGUUACACCAAUAGUGGACUCCCUUGAUCAGAGUAAAAUGCCUCACAACAACAACAUUGUUCCACCAAUGGUGGACUCCCUUGAUCAGAGUAAAAUGCCUCACAACAACAACAUUGUUACACCAAUGAUUGACUCCCUUGAUCAAAAUAAAAUGCCUCACAACAACAACCAUGUUACACCAAUGACGGUCUCCCUUCAUCAGAGUGAAAUGCCUCACAACAACAACACUGUUACACCAAGGAUGGUCUCCCUUCAUCAGAGUAAAAUGUCUCACAACAACAACACUGUUACACCAAGAAUGGUCUCCCUUCAUCAGAGUAAAAUAGUAAAAUACCUAACAACAACAAUGGACUCCCUUGAUCAGAGUAAAAUGCCUCACAACAACAACACUGUUUCCCUAAUGGUGGACUCCCUUGAUCAGAGUAAAAUGCCUCACAACAACAACACUGUUACACCAAUGAUGGUCUCCCUUGAUCAGAGUAAAAUGUCUUAUAACAACAACACGGUUACACCCAUGAUGGUCGCCCUUGAUCAUAUUACAGGUCAGUCAAUGGAAGAACCCGACAGAUUUCAUGUUGAAGGAAAUAAUAGUUAUGCAAAGUUAGAGGAUCAGAUGGGAAUACAUUGUGGAGAUAUAUCUUACAAAGGGAUAAGAACAUGUAAUGCUUUAAAGACAAACUCAAAUAUACAAAUCGGACUUGUUGAAGAUAAAUCUUACAAAUUUGAUGUCUGUGGUAAGGGUUUCGGUGACAACAAUGCUUAUCAUAUACAUAGGAAAUCACAUACGGGUAUUAAACAAUAUACAUGUGAUGUAUGUGGUAAAGGUUUUAGCCACAACCAUUCUUACAAAAGACACAAUAGAAUACAUACAGGAGAAAAACCAUAUAAAUGUGAGGUUUGUGGUAAAGAAUUUAGUAGCAACGAUACUUGUCUCAAACACAUAAGAACACAUACUGGUGAUAAACCUUAUGAAUGUGAUGUAUGUGGUAAAGCGUUUACUGACAGCAGUGCCUAUAAAAAAACACGCAAGAACUCAUACUGGUGAUAAACCUCAUAAAUGUGAGGUUUGUGGUCAAGAAUUUAGUGACAACAAUACUUGUAUUAAACACAUGAGAACACAU
Molecule: messenger RNA, 1495 nt
Organism: Mytilus trossulus (common blue mussel)
Lineage: Eukaryota; Metazoa; Mollusca; Bivalvia; Mytilida; Mytilidae
Product: zinc finger protein 418-like
Exons: 3
Coding region: 1-1419 (472 amino acids)
Biological process (GO): regulation of transcription by RNA polymerase II
Molecular function (GO): RNA polymerase II cis-regulatory region sequence-specific DNA binding; DNA-binding transcription factor activity, RNA polymerase II-specific
Source: RefSeq, a predicted model, not a curated record